UCCAGCUGCUGAAAUGUCCAGUCUCCGUCUUCCAUUCUUGUGGCUCUUUCUCCUUUUCCCGCUGGCCUCCAACUCUGCCUCUGAAGGAGAUGACACCAUCGUGGUCACCAGCAGUGGCCCGAUCAAAGGCAGGCGUCUCCAGGUUGGCUCUGGCUCCGUGACUGCUUAUCUGGGUAUCCCCUACGCAGAACCGCCUGUGGGGAAAUUGCGCUUCCAGAAGCCCCUUCCUCAUCAGCCCUGGAGUCAAGUCUUGGAGGCUACCAGCUUUGGCAACUCCUGCUCCCAGUUCCUUUUUCCUGACUCCCCCCAAUCUUCAAUGUGGACUGUCUGGCCACCACUGUCAGAGAACUGUCUCUUUCUGAAUAUCUGGGCGCCCCAUCCAAGGCCUCCUACCCCAGUGCCUGUCCUUGUCUGGAUACACGGUGGGGGAUAUAUCACUGGCACGUCUUCUCUGGAGAUGUAUAAUGGGGCAUCCUUAGCUGCUGAGGAGGAUCUCGUAGUGGUCUCCUUGAAUUACCGCUUGGGGGCUCUGGGCUUCCUUUCACUACCACCAAGUGCCCCAGGUAACGCUGGCCUCUGGGACCAACAGCUGGCCCUGAAAUGGGUGAAGGAGAAUGCAGCUUCCUUUGGAGGAGAUCCCACACGGGUGACCAUUUUCGGACAUAGUGCUGGAGGAGCCUUGGUGGGUUUCCAUCUCCUCUCCCCAGAAAGCCAGCCCCUCUUUGCCCGGGCUGUGAUGCAAAGUGGAACUAUGAAUGCUGUCUGGGCUUGGACAAGUCCUGAGGAGGCCAAACAGAAAGCCCUUGAUCUGGCCCAAAAGCUGGGCUGUAUUCAAGAUGAUGGCGCUGAUGUGGUGACAUGCCUGCAGGGAAAGGAUGUAGGGGGUUUCACUCAGUAUGAGUUAUCCGCAUUGAAUAACACAAUGCUUCUGUACUUUCCCUUCACGCCCACCACUGAUGGAGAAUUCCUUCCCAAGGACCUGCAG
Messenger RNA from Gekko japonicus, 985 nucleotides. Its product is annotated as cholinesterase-like. Gene Ontology annotation, cellular component: plasma membrane. Gene Ontology annotation, biological process: choline metabolic process; acetylcholine catabolic process. The annotation marks the transcript as partial. The record is from RefSeq and is a predicted model, not a curated record. Gene Ontology annotation, molecular function: acetylcholinesterase activity. The transcript has a single exon. Lineage: Eukaryota; Metazoa; Chordata; Lepidosauria; Squamata; Gekkonidae.